UAUGAUGGCUCGUAGUUUUAUUAGUUAAAAAGUAGCUUUUUACUGCUAAAUGAGAUCUGGGUUUCUUUCCGUUUGUGAUUUGGUGCUAGAUCUUUGUUGAUUUACUCUCCUUUUCACUUUAUUUAUCAGAUCUGGAGUUUAUAUGAGAUUUCCUAUGAAAAAAAAUCCAUCUUUUGCUGCUAUCAGGCCCUUGUUUCUUUCUAGAGUUGAUGACUUUGUUUAUGGGGAACUUACUUUUCAAGUUUGAUAGCAUCAAAGAAGUUUGUCUUGGUGGGAGUUAACUUAUUGGCAUCAUGCUCAAACAAUUUCUAAGAAAACUACCUCGGAAGUCGCAAAGAUCCGACUCAUUAGAUUCAGUUGGGACUGAUUCUGUUGACCGUACUUCUAACUCGGAUGAUGGAGUUCAAUGUACGAAUUUCGGGAAUAAAAUUUCAAGUCGACUACGUGUUGUUAAACGGGUGUCCUCAGCUGUUUUUCCUUCUAGCAUUAUGGCUGGAUCGGAGGCAGUUGAGCCGAAUCUGGCUUUCAACGAUGUUUCAAAUCCACAGAAACCAAACCUGUUUAUCAGUAAAUUGAACCUCUGUUGUGAAGUUUGCAAUUCCAGCGAUCCGGGUAAAACUACUACUGAGCAAGAUCUUAAGCGCCAAACAUUGAUAGAGCUUGUCGAUUUUGUUUCUUCAGGGUGUGCAAAGUUCAACGAACCAGCAAUUGCUGCAAUGUGUAAAAUGUGUGCCAUUAACCUGUUUCGAGUUUUUCCACCUAAAUAUCGAUCUAAUACCGCUAGUGGUGAAGUGGACGAUGAAGAGCCAAUGUUUGAUCCUGGCUGGUCCAGUCUGCAACUUGUAUAUGAUUUGCUUCUUCAAUUUAUCGGUUAUAAUUCUCUUGAUGUGAAGGUGGCAAAAAAGUACAUGGAUCAUUCUUUUAUUUUGAGAUUACUUGACCUAUUUGAGUCCGAGGACCCCCGAGAAAGAGACUGUUUGAAAACAAUUCUGCAUGGGAUUUAUGGUAAAUUCACGGUGCACAGGCCAUUUAUAAGAAAAGCUGUUAGCAAUAUCAUCUAUAGUUUCCUUUAUGAAACCGAACGGCAUAGCGGCAUUGGUGAGCUCUUGGAGAUUUUCGGAAGUAUUAUCAGCGGAUUCGCUUUACCGUUGAAGGAGGAGCACAAGAUGUUUCUAUGUCGAGCCCUCAUUCCUCUACACAAACCGAAAUCAGUGGGUGCUUAUCAUCAGCAAUUAACAUACUGUGUUGUACAGUUUGUAGACAAGGAUCCGAAGUUAGCUAAUAGCGUGAUUACGGGACUGUUAAAGUAUUGGCCGGUUACGAAUAGCCAAAAGGAAUUGAUGUUUAUAAGUGAAUUAGAAGAGAUUUUGGAGAUGACUAGCAUGGCUGACUUCCAAAAGAUCAUGGUUCCACUGUUCCUGCGUAUUGCGUGCUGCUUAAACAGCUUCCAUUACCAGGUUGCUGAACGAGCCCACAUGCUAUGGAACAAUGAGCGCGUCCUUAAUCUAAUCAGGCAUAACCGUCAGGUGAUUUUUCCUCUCGUAUUUCCGGCCCUUGAGCGGAAUUCCCGGAACCAUUGGAACCAAACAGUCCUUAACCUGACAAAAAACACAAGAAAGACAUUGUUUGAGAUGGACGAAGAGCUCGUGGCUGCCUGUGAGCGUAAGUUGGAAGAAGAAAACUCCCAUUUAAACGAGGCAACCGAGAAGAGGAAACUAACAUGGGAACGUCUCGAAAUCGCUGCCGGCAUCAAACCUUCAGCUGCUAACAUCGUUCCUCCUGUAAAACCGACCGCAUGCCCCAUUGCCUGCUAAUCACUGGAGUAACUUUGUCGUAAAAAGAAAACGAAAGAUGCAUAUAUAUACAUCUCUAGCUGCUUUGGUUGCAGCCAAGUAUGUUGCUUAUUGAAUUUGACCAGGUUUGUGAAGAAAAGGGGUUUUAUAGGCACAGAGUCGAAAGGUUCCGAAGCUUUGUUACUCGGAUUUGGGUACAAGUAUGUACGUACUCAAGACGGUAUGUUUAAUUUUUAUUUUCUUGUUCAAAUAUGUGGUCUUUGGAGACUUGUAUCCAUGUACUUAUCAGAUGUAAGUCGGAUGCGCGUACUCGAAGCAACAAAAGUUGUUUGGAGUAUAUGUAAUGACAUUGUAUGUAUCAAUUAUGGGCUGUGUUUUUUUUUUCUGUCCAUAUUUAGUCUGUAACAUUUGAAGUAUUGCUUAAUGUUACGUUAAAAAUAUGUCUUUAUUU
Messenger RNA from Hibiscus syriacus, 2244 nucleotides. RefSeq names its product serine/threonine protein phosphatase 2A 57 kDa regulatory subunit B' kappa isoform-like. Gene Ontology annotation, biological process: signal transduction. Gene Ontology annotation, molecular function: protein phosphatase regulator activity. Lineage: Eukaryota; Viridiplantae; Streptophyta; Magnoliopsida; Malvales; Malvaceae. Bases 294 to 1814 code for a protein of 506 amino acids. Gene Ontology annotation, cellular component: protein phosphatase type 2A complex. The transcript is spliced from 3 exons. The record is from RefSeq and is a predicted model, not a curated record.